AAAAAUAAAAAUCCCAUCAUGCACCAUUUAAAAUGUCAACAUAAAGAAGUUUCAUUUGCAUUGUCUUUAAAAAAUCAAUGAUAUUAAUUAAUUUCAGUCACGUAUAUUAGUACAGAUAUUUUGCUUAGCAGGACAUCUACAAUUUAGCCAUACUGGACAGAGGUCAAUUUAUCAAUCCCAGGAUGCCUUCAGGGCAGCCUAUGCAGCACCCUAUGGACCGGCCAGAUCAUGGAAUGGCGAGACAUACUCCGUACAUGGGACAGCCAGACUAUAGGAUCCAUGAGCUGAACAAAAGGCUACAACAACGAAGUGAGGAGAGUGAUAUCUUAUGGUGGGAAUCGUUUGCCACAGAAUUCUUUGAAGAUGACGCCAGCAUGACUCUGUCAUUUUAUUUAGAAGAUGGACCUAAACGUUACACUAUUGGAAGAACAUUGAUACCUCGGUAUUUCAGAAGUAUAUUUGAGGGAGGAGUUACAGAUCUCUACUACAUAUUGAAGCAUACUAAAGAAUCAUUUCAUAAUACAUCAAUCACCUUAGACUGUGACCAUGCUACCAUGGUAACACAUCAUGGCAAACCUAUGUUUACUAAGGUUGUAACAGAAGGCAGAUUGAUAUUAGAAUUUACAUUUGACGAUUUGAUGAGAAUUAGAUCAUGGCAUUUUCAAGUUCGCCAACACAGAGAGCUUAUCCCACGGAGUGUUAUAGCAAUGCAGGAUCCUUCAAUGGUUGAACAGUUAUCAAAAAAUAUAACACGACAGGGACUAACUAACUACACACUCAACUUCUUACGGCUUUGUGUUAUCUUGGAACCAAUGCAGGAGUUAAUGUCUAGACAUAAAGCAUACGGGUUAAAUCCAAGGGACUGUCUCAAAACAACAUUGUUCCAAAAAUGGCAGAGAAUGGUAGCUCCUCCUGGCAAAGGCAAGCAAGCUGGAAUGUUUGCUGAUUUUACAGAACCAACAAGACAACCGGGUAAAAGGCGGAAAAGGAAAUCUUCAACAGGAAAUGCUGCUGGAAAUCUGAAUAGUGGUGGAGGUCCAACAAAGAAACGAUCUCCUGGACCCCAAGGCAUUGGGAGUUCAGUUCCUGGGGAUGUAAUGGUUGUUGGAGAACCUACUCUGAUGGGUGGAGAGUUUGGUGAUGAAGAUGAAAGGUUAAUUACACGAUUGGAAAAUUCACAGUUUGAAACCAACAAUCCUGAGGAAGAUAGCAAAGACUUUCAGAAUUCACCGUCAGUAGCUCAUAGUCCCUGGGGUCAGGAUAAGAAAACCCCCACAGGCAGCAGCACCCCAGGGGCUAGUAUUCCUCCCCCAGUCACGAGUCAACCAGAAGAAGGAAAAAUCGAGUAAAUUAAAACUAUGAAGAAGAAGGAUCAUAUUCAAAUUUGAUUAUUAUAUUUUUAAAGAAGGAUUUUUAUAGACAAAAAUUUGCAGGAUCAAAUAUAAAUCACCUUUAUUAUUAUUAUAAUAAUGUUUAUAUAUAGAAAAAAUUCUGUUUUUCAGAUAAGAUUUGCAGGAAUGAAUAUGAAUUUAAGGGUUUCUUUUGAUAAUAGAAAAUUUAGAUUUUUUUUAUAUUUGAAUACUGACCAACAGGGUAUUUUGUAGCUUUGAAUCAAUUUAUAGCUUUUGUAAAAUUAUAAAUUGCAUGGAAUAAAGAAAGAGAUGAAGAUCAAAACAUAAGGAUUUAUAUAAUUAAUAAGAAGUUAUUAUUUUUAAAAAGUUAUAAAUGAUCUUUCUUUAAUGAAAGUUUUUUGGCUGUAUAUAAAUAUACUUAUUUGUAUCAAACACGGCAGUAGUAGUGACCAGCAUGUAUAUGUAGAUUUUUUUUAAAGAACAACAGCAAAAUGUUCAAAUUAACAACAAGAUUUUCACAUAAUUGUAGAUAAUACUAUAUAUUACAGUGUAAAAUUAUAAUAGAGUUUGAUAUCUCCUCUAAAUAUUUUAUCGUAUUAUUGUUCUCCAACCUUUUUUUGCUCAACAGUUAAAUCUUUGAGUAGAAUGCAUUUCAAAUCUUUGUUGAAAUAUUAUAUACAUCAUUUAUCCCAGUAAAAUUAAUCAGUCUGAUUCUAUGGAUUUGAAUAGAAUUCCAGACCUCAGACAUUUUAAUAACUACAUCUAGCUGUAUGCCUUUCCUGUUUGUUCCUCAGACUUGUUUUGUACAGAAAUUAUUAUUAGUAAAACCUUGUAAAUCAGUUUGAAUUUUGUAAGAUGAUUGUUGAAAUGAAGAGUUAAAAAUGUUUGCUAUCUGAUAAAUACAUCUACUUACCUGUAAAACAAGUUUUACUGAUUGAAUUCUUCAAUGAACAAUGUGGAUUUUAUUGAUGAUAAAAAGCAGGUUGUGCAAUGGGGGAUAACUCUUUGUAUUUUGAUUAAGCACCCCACUUAAUUUGUUUUAACAUUACACAUAUAAAACAUGAAAGUUAUCAGUUAUUGUACAUUUGUCAUGGCUAAAAAUGAGAUUAAACUGUUUCAUAUUUAGUUCUCAUACUAUAUCAGGAUUAAAAAAAUGCAUUUUGGGUUGAUAUUUUCAUUAUUUUGGCAUUUUUACAUUGACAAUUUGACAUCCUGUAAAAUAUUCAUCUUGAUAUAUAAUACGAAAUUAACUAUAUUUGAGUGCUGCAAUGUUGUACAAAACCUACAUUACUGUGUUAUCCUUUGAACAAACAAAAUGAUUAUAAUUUGAGUAUUAUGGGAUGCUACUUAGGUUGUAUGUUUUACAAUGGCUGUCAAUUUCAUUUGGAAAUACAAGUUCUUAGAGUGGAUUCAUGCUUCUUUUUCUUUUUCAUCCUUUUUUUGCUUUAUUUAUUGCUAUUUAAAAAAUGAAGACAAAUCCCAGGAGGAAGUGACAAUACUAAAGCCACCUUUAUAUCCCACUGAUUUGAAUGUAUAUUUUUCAGUUAUUGUCUAUAUUAGACAUAAUGGUGAAUGAAUUGACUAUCUAAUCAUGUCCGGCAAUAUUGUAUAUUGAAAUGUCUUAACCAUAUCAGAUUUUGUUGGAAAUUCUUUUUACUAAGUAUACCUUACUAUCAUAUGAAAUAUUCUCCUGUCCUUACCUCAGAUUUUACUAAACAUUUUUUUUUUUUUAUUAUUUUCUUACUGUACACCAGAUAUUAAUGGUUAACGUCUUACCACAAUCACUGUACACCAGAUAUUGUUGGAAAUUGUUUUUACUAUUAGUUGAUUCUGUACACUUAGAUACAGAUUCAGAUGACUACCGGUAACAUCACUUUUCCUUUACACUGGUGAUACAUACACCUUUACUGUGAUUUUUUUUUUAAUGGAAGUAGCAAUUUUUGUAUACAGAGACAUUGAUGCAACAUACUAAUGUUUUAGUAGCAAUUAAAAUCCCGAGUUUAUAAAUAAAGUGACUUUUCUCCUGUAAUUUUCUAUAUGAUGUCAUUUAGAUUGCAAAAGAAAGCUAUGAAGAAUAAAUAAUGAGUAAUAAUAAUAAAAACAGGUUUCUCUUUUGACAAUUCUUAUUCGUAAACAAUCAUAAUUAUGAAAUAAUUAAAUAAAAUGUUCAACCAUAUUUUCCCAGAUCUGAUCUAUGUAUAAAGUUGUAUUACAUUCUAUAUUAAGAUCUGACUCAAUCAUUUAUUUAAUGUGUAUUUUAUAUUGUAAUCAUUAUUGUGUAGAGGUAGUCAGUCAUAUUCUGUUUUGUAAUCAUAAAAGUUUAGUAUUGUCAACAAAAUUUGAAAUGUCAUUUUUUGAAGAAAAUAAAUGUCAUUUUUAUGAACAAAACAU
This is a messenger RNA of Mytilus trossulus (common blue mussel), 3743 nucleotides long. Its product is annotated as LIM domain-binding protein 2-like. Gene Ontology annotation, molecular function: LIM domain binding. Gene Ontology annotation, cellular component: nucleus; transcription regulator complex. Gene Ontology annotation, biological process: positive regulation of transcription by RNA polymerase II; negative regulation of transcription by RNA polymerase II; nervous system development. Lineage: Eukaryota; Metazoa; Mollusca; Bivalvia; Mytilida; Mytilidae. The transcript is spliced from 10 exons. The coding region runs from base 183 to 1349 and encodes 388 amino acids. The record is from RefSeq and is a predicted model, not a curated record.